Messenger RNA from Miscanthus lutarioriparius, 648 nucleotides. NCBI's taxonomy places the organism in Eukaryota, Viridiplantae, Streptophyta, Magnoliopsida, Poales, Poaceae. The record is from the annotation of a GenBank genome assembly.
AUGGCCAAGUAUAAGCAACAAAAGGCCGAUUCCCAGAAGCGGCCGUUUAAAAAAAGAGAGUCUACUCUGCCUAAGCGGGAAGAUGACAAUAUCAAGCAAUUGGCGGUGGUGCAACCAACAGCUCCGUCUCAGAGAGUUGUUCCUCGUGUUUCUCGCUGGGGUCCCCCGAUUCCGCCUCCGGUUACACCGCAAUGGGGUCCUUAUGGAGUUUGGGUGCCGUAUCCUCUGGCAGCACCCGUGCAUAGCCAACAAAGGUGGGAAGAUCCUGCUGGUUCAAUUCCAAGACCCUCCAUCUUUAGCCGAUUGAACAAUUGUCAAUCGAGCUCUAGCGGUACAAGUCAAGAUCGUGUGAUUACCUCCAGGACUUUGACUCCACAAGAGUCGAGAAAGGCACCAAUGCAGCAAGUUUAUGUGCCUAAGAAGGUUGAGAUCCCCGUCGUUCCCCCACCAAGAGCUAGGCCUCAAUCGGUUAUCACAAUCGGCUCCAUGGAAGCUCCCGUCACUAAUCAUGAUGGGCCGAUUGUAAUCGAAGAAAUUCCGGAUCUAAGCAAGAUGAAGCUCCUAAAGAUGUUUUUGGAGUUGAAGAGAAGAAACGUGUCGAAGGAGAUUCCAAGUACCGGCAACCCGUAUGGUGUCCUCGUGGGUUGA